Cylicostephanus goldi is the source of this 1490-nucleotide messenger RNA. NCBI's taxonomy places the organism in Eukaryota, Metazoa, Nematoda, Chromadorea, Rhabditida, Strongylidae. The record is from the annotation of a GenBank genome assembly.
AUGACAGGGGUUUUCAGGAACGACGAUGCAACUCAUGCGUUCUCCUCCGCUGCAGCCAUGAUAGAUCCAAGUAAUUCACCACCAAUGAACACUGCUUGCAAUAUGUUCAAAACUUGGGCACAUCAUCUUGAUAAUCUCUUCCAUAGCGAAGUGCAUGAAGCUUCCGCGUUGUCUCGAGGGUCACCAGCGAUUGACAGCUAUUUCGAAGCAGCUAGGAUUGAAAAUGAAACGAGAGCAAGGAAGUACAUAGCCAGAAUUUUAUGGACAGCAAAGCAUGUGGUUGCAUGUGGUAUAUUCGCCGCUACCGGUUUGGACCAAGUGCUGAAAGACAGAGCCAGAUCCAUCGUUCCUUUCAAUUGGCUACCUUGGUUACCACAACUCGUGACUGAACUCCAAGAGAGGCCCACAUCGGGUUUCAUCCACAUAAUGGAACGCAUUGCUUCUGCGUAUCCGCUUUUAGUCGUUUCGGCAUUGCGUCCUGUCCUUGAUGCAGCAAUUUUUGGGAAAAUCAUCGAAUGUGUAUCAAAGAAACAGCCCAUCCCAGCAUUGCCAGAUGAUCAUAAAAACGCUGCUUUGUGUAAGAUUCUGGAGAAAGCAUGCAUAUCUCGACUGACUGAUGUUCGAAUGUGGGACAAGCUUUUGACUGGUUUCUCCGAAAUGCGAGAAUUCUGGGCAGAAAAACAUCUGCGUUACGCUUCUCAGCUGAAGGAUGAAAUUCUCAGAUGCUUGUAUGAGGCGCGAGAAACUCGUCUGGAAACAGCAAGGCUUGAUGACAAAGCUAUGGCAACGAUGUCGUUAUGGUGUGCUAAACUCAAGGAAAACGUGGGUGAAGAUAUCCUGCGUGAAAAUGAAGUUCCGUCAUCUUCUCGACAUGCUUUACCGCUGCAGACUGAAGACCAGUUCAUCGACGAAAUUCGCAAUGAAGUCCUGGAAGUUCUCAAUGCACCUACUGCAUUUGGUCCAGCAUUGCUGAAACUUGCUGAGACCGUCAUCAAAUGGCAAACAAAGCUGCACAAUCGCCUAUACUCUUUGCCAAGACGAUAUCCCAUUCGACUAUCCAGCAAGUUCCUUGCUGACUACAGUAGUGCAAUGGCAUGCAUAGAAAUACCAUCGUCAUUCAACGCGAAUGUCACGAAACAGUACCAAUAUGUGACAUUGAUAGCAAGAUUCAAUCCUCAUGUCGAAGUUGUAGUGAAGAGUGGACGUGUCAUGAAGAAGCUGCAAAUAAUGGCUGUCAAUGGAAAGACAAGCGUUUACUAUCUCCAACGCUCUAUUUUCAAGGAGAAAACCAAUCGCUGUCAGCAAUACCUACAAUUAGUGAAAACCUUGUUGGUCAAAGAGCGGGAAACUGCUCGGCGUCAUCUGUUUGUUUUUACGCCGAAUCAACUAGUUGUCUCUCCACAUGCUGUACUGAUGGAUGUUGGAGGUAAGUUUCAUAUUUUUUUUGCAGAACAUGAUCAGCAAAGGUUUUCAAAAUGGUGGAAAUAGCA